Molecule: messenger RNA, 1076 nt
Organism: Mangifera indica (mango)
Lineage: Eukaryota; Viridiplantae; Streptophyta; Magnoliopsida; Sapindales; Anacardiaceae
Product: ribulose-phosphate 3-epimerase, cytoplasmic isoform
Exons: 8
Coding region: 85-765 (226 amino acids)
Biological process (GO): pentose-phosphate shunt; pentose-phosphate shunt, non-oxidative branch; carbohydrate metabolic process
Cellular component (GO): cytosol
Molecular function (GO): metal ion binding; D-ribulose-phosphate 3-epimerase activity
Source: RefSeq, a predicted model, not a curated record
AAUCACAAAGCUACCGAUCCUUGGUUUCUCACCUAACACCUAUCAAAACAGAGUCGAAAGCUGAAUCGGGUCGGAGUUGCGAAAAUGGCCGUCACCGCGAAAAUCGCACCGUCUAUGUUGUCAUCGGAUUUCGCCAAUUUGGCUUAUGAGGCUGAGCGCAUGCUCAAUUGCGGGGCUGACUGGCUCCACAUGGACAUCAUGGAUGGGCACUUUGUCCCAAAUCUAACCAUUGGUGCUCCAGUCAUUGAAAGCUUGAGAAAUCACACAAAGGCAUAUCUUGAUUGCCACCUCAUGGUAACAAAUCCUCUUGAUUAUGUUGAACCUAUGGGUAAAGCUGGCGCUUCAGGUUUCACAUUUCAUGUUGAGGUAUCCAAAGAUAAUUGGCAAGAACUUGUCCAAAAAAUCAAGUCAAAGGGCAUGAGACCUGGUGUGGCAUUAAAGCCUGGGACACCCAUUGAAGAAGUUUAUCCACUGGUUGAAGAUGAAAGUCCUGUGGAAAUGGUUCUUGUGAUGACUGUAGAACCUGGAUUUGGUGGACAAAAAUUCAUGCCAGAGAUGAUGGAUAAGGUACGCACAUUGAGAAAGAAGUACCCCUCACUUGAUAUAGAGGUGGAUGGUGGUUUGGGGCCUUCAACCAUUGAAGCGGCAGCCUCAGCAGGUGCAAACUGCAUUGUUGCAGGAAGCUCAGUGUUUGGAGCUGCUGAACCAGCUAAUGUUAUAUCCCUUAUGAGAAAGAGUGUUAAUGAAAACCAGAAAAGCAGUUGAGGUUUUUGUGGGCAAGCUACCCCACUGAAUCAUGAGUGGAUUUUAUUGUUGUAUGUUUACAGUGUCUGUAUCAUCAAAUUGAUACGAUGUCUCAAGAUUUUGAAAUUCAAUAAAGAUGAUAUGCUUUGUUUGCAUCCAGAAAAUAAGAGUUUGCAAGGGUCAUCAGCUACAUCAUCAUUCAGUAGCUUCAUGGUUGUCAGGUAAAUGUUAUGAUAUAAGACAUUUGUAGCUACUUAUUUUAAUUUUAAAGUUGUGUGCAUUUGUUAACAGUUAACAACAUAUGCAAAUUAUUGCAUCAACAGUUUAUUUUA